This is a messenger RNA of Selaginella moellendorffii, 1175 nucleotides long. RefSeq names its product probable sugar phosphate/phosphate translocator At3g11320. The record is from RefSeq and is a predicted model, not a curated record. Gene Ontology annotation, molecular function: antiporter activity. Gene Ontology annotation, cellular component: Golgi apparatus. The transcript has a single exon. NCBI's taxonomy places the organism in Eukaryota, Viridiplantae, Streptophyta, Lycopodiopsida, Selaginellales, Selaginellaceae. Bases 32 to 1072 code for a protein of 346 amino acids.
GGUAUCUGUCAAUCUCAGGCGGCAAGGAAGUAUGGAUUCUCAUCACCAGACGACAUGGGUCCGUCGGAAUAGCAACCCGAAGCUAGAAUCCAUCUCCGUGCUCGACAUUCCUUCGACGGUCCAGCCUUCUGCAGCAUCCAAGCACCAGAGCUCGGCAGGCUUUGCUACAAGUCUCAUCAUUUUGUCUUGGUACGCAUCCAACAUUGGAGUUCUCCUGCUCAACAAGUACCUGCUGAGCUACUUUGGAUUCAGGUACCCGGUCUUCCUGACGAUGCUACACAUGUGUUCUUGCUCUAUCAGCAGCUUCAUUGCUGUUGGGUGGCUUAACAUCGUCCCCAUCCAGUACAUCGGAUCCCGAAGCCAGCUUCUCAAGAUCGUGGCGCUCAGCUCCAUCUUCUCCUUGUCCGUCGUGAGUGGAAACAUGUCGCUGAGGUACCUUCCAGUUUCUUUCAACCAGGCUAUAGGUGCGACGACGCCGUUCUUCACUGCCAUCUUUGCCUUCCUCAUCACCUGCAAGAAGGAAACAGGGACAGUUUACAUGGCGCUGGUCCCGGUGGUCCUGGGAAUAGCUCUAGCCAGCAACGGCGAGCCGCUCUUCAACGUCGUGGGAUUUGUAGCUUGCCUUGUGUCCACAGCAGCGAGAGCUCUCAAGUCAGUGGUCCAGGGGCUACUGCUCACUUCAGAAGCGGAGAAGCUCCACUCGAUGAAUCUCCUCAUGUACAUGGCUCCGAUUGCGGUCGUUCUCCUCCUCCCAGCGGCACUCAUCAUAGAAGGCAACGUUUUCGGCGUUAUAGCGAGCGAGGCCGAGAAGAAGCCGUGGUUUCUGCUGGUUCUCGCCGCCAACAUGAUGAUCGCUUACUCCGUCAACCUCUUCAACUUCCUGGUUACCAAGCACACGAGCGCUCUCACUCUCCAGGUCCUGGGAAAUGCCAAAGCCGCGGUUGCUGCAGCCAUCUCGGUUCUUAUCUUCCGGAACCCGGUUACGGUCACCGGACUGACAGGAUUCACCAUCACCAUUCUCGGAGUGAUCCUCUACAGUGAGGCCAAGAAGCGUUCCAAGGCUAUCUUCUAGUCGGGUUUGUCUUUCGCUUAGUAUUUUUUUUGUUCUAAUUUGUUUAUUUGUCCGGAAAAUUGUUUUUUUUCAACGAUUCUAUCCUCCGACGGGGUUUGUAGCU